AUGUUAUUUGUCUAUGUUCAGCCCCAGCAUGACACCAGCACCAGCACCAGCACCGGCCUCACCUAUGAAGAUGUCACUGCGAUUAACAGCAUCCUCAGCAACAUCGCGUCUGGGCCCAGGAAACUGCAGUAUAAAGUUACCAAACCAAAUGACCAAUACAUGAGCACAGACAUUGUCCUGGAAGCUGGUGCUCAUUUUCUUCUGCUGUUGCAUGAUGAUAAGGGUGAAUCAACCGUGGUACUGGACUAUGUCUUUGGCAAGUCCUCAACAAGCUCGAACAGCGGUACAUUGGUUACCUCGAAUGAUUCCGCACCCCAGGACGCACCAGGAUCCGUGAAGACGGCUUAUUCAAAAAAGGUUGGACCGCUUAGUAUUCAGAAUAUGGGACUGGAGUUGAAGGCAGGUCCGACGCUCUCGAUCCUAAUAGAUGCCUUGAUUGCCUUAGGGCCUGUGGAUAUGGCUUUGAUGGGCUUCAGUUUGAACCUAAACUUCAGUAAUGGAAAGACUCUGUUUGAUCUGCCCACUCCGAAGGUAUCGCUGGCUGGUCUUGGAGUCUCCUUCAGCCGCGAACCAGUCCUUGUGAACGGGAUGUUCGACAAGGACAAUGUGACUAACUCGUUUAUGGGAGCUGUCACCGUGAGCUACAAACCGUAUCUAUUUGAAGCUGCUGGAUAUUAUGGAAAAACUACUGGUAAUGAGAGAGAUUUCAGGAGCGUCUUCGUGUUUUUUGUGCUGAAUGGUCCUUUGGUGACUCUGGAGUUGGCUGAGACAAACAGCGUGACUGGUGGCUUUGGGUAUAAUACCGGCAUCACCCUCCCAAACGUCACUAAUGUACUCCAAUUUCCACUUAUUGACACUCCAGAUUUCACUGAUCCCGGCAGUGCUAUCAGCGGGCUUGUUAAAGGCGGCUGGUUCUGCCCCAAGGCAGGAUUCUUCUGGGUCGCUGCAGGCCUGACAGUUUUGGCCUUUGAGGUGCUGCAGGUCAAAGCCAUUGCAGUGAUUGAAUGGGAUCCGAAAGUGCAGUUGUCUCUCUUUGGCGUGGCCGUGGCCGAUAUGCCAGCAGGUGCCACGGACCAGAAAAAGUUCGCACAUGUCGAGCUGGGCAUCGUCUCGCUAAUGGAUCCCGAAGGUGGCACGCUCAAGAUUGAAGGUCAACUGUCACCGUCAUCCUUUGUCCUCGAUCCCAGCUGCCAUUUGACUGGUGGGUUUGCAAUAUGUAAGUGGUUUUCGGGAAACGUCGCCGACGACUGGGUUUUCACCAUUGGCGGCUAUCACCGAUCAUUCGACUGA
Molecule: messenger RNA, 1290 nt
Organism: Penicillium cataractarum
Lineage: Eukaryota; Fungi; Ascomycota; Eurotiomycetes; Eurotiales; Aspergillaceae
Exons: 1
Coding region: 1-1290 (429 amino acids)
Source: RefSeq, a predicted model, not a curated record